Molecule: messenger RNA, 836 nt
Organism: Schizophyllum commune H4-8
Lineage: Eukaryota; Fungi; Basidiomycota; Agaricomycetes; Agaricales; Schizophyllaceae
Product: NADH-quinone oxidoreductase
Exons: 8
Coding region: 45-755 (236 amino acids)
Biological process (GO): aerobic respiration; mitochondrial respiratory chain complex I assembly; electron transport coupled proton transport
Molecular function (GO): 4 iron, 4 sulfur cluster binding; quinone binding; NADH dehydrogenase (ubiquinone) activity
Source: RefSeq, a predicted model, not a curated record
CCAACCGAAUUCAUCGCGCUCCAACGUUCUUCAUCGAGGCCGCCAUGGCGUCUACCAUGCGUGCUGCAGUACACCAGGCCGGCCUGCGCGCCGCACUCCGCCCCCAGGUCGGGCUUUCGACCAGCGCGGUCCACUCAUUCCAGGCUGCGCGCCAGAUCCAUUCUUCUUCCUCCACUUCUGCGCAGCAGCAGCAGACGAUCCCGGCUGCGACCGUAGAGAAGGGCCAGUCGUUCCGAGCGGUUGUGAACGCUCAGUCGAACCAGCAUAGUUUGGAGACCCCGCAGAAUAAGGCUGAGUACGUUCUCGCCACCUUCGACAAGAUUGCGAAUUGGGCGCGCCAGAGUUCGAUGUGGCCGGUCACCUUCGGUCUUGCUUGCUGUGCGGUAGAGAUGAUGCACAUGGCCGCCGCUCGCUAUGACCAAGACAGACUGGGUAUCAUCUUCCGUGCCAGUCCCCGUCAAUCGGAGAUCAUGAUUGUUGCGGGUACUCUUACGAACAAGAUGGCACCGGCGCUUCGCAAGGUGUACGACCAGAUGCCGGAGCCCCGUUGGGUGGUGUCCAUGGGUUCGUGCGCUAACGGAGGCGGCUACUAUCAUUACUCGUACUCUGUGGUCAGGGGAUGCGACCGCAUUGUACCUGUCGACAUUUACGUUCCUGGGUGCCCGCCUACGGCGGAGGCCUUGCUCUACGGUAUGCUGCAGUUGCAGCGCAAGAUGAGGCGGUCGCGGAAGGCCGUGCUAUGGUACCGCAAGUAAUCUAUCUCCUGCUGUGUCGUAGACAGUCUUUCUGUAGUAUACAGCCUUUACAUGAGUCGUUGCGAAACAGUGUGCAUCCAA